UCCUAUUUACUAGAAGAAGAAGAAGAAAAAAAAUGGAUGCAUGAACCUACGCAAGAACAAGAUCCAUCAGUGUCCACGUGUCUUACUCACGUAGAAGCCGUAUUACAUUUUCCUGUUCAUCGCUUUUCAGCAGAUCCGCUCCGUCUCCUUCCUCCAAAAAAACCCCCAAUUUCAACCCCAAAACCCUAACCCUAACUUCUUCCUCCAUUAAUGGCGAUCGCGACCUUUCUAGUCCUCCUCCUGUUCUCUCUCCCCUUUGCAUCCUCGAUAGAGCAAGAGCAACCACAGAAUCAGCAACAGGAACAGCAAAUUCAGCAGCAAGAUCAAGUCUUUUCUCUCCUCGAACGCCACGAAGCUCAGCUCAACCGACUCGAAACGCUAAUCGAGUCCCUAUCGAAGUCCGUCUCCGUCCUCGAAUCAUCUCUCUCCUCGAGAUCCGUACCCUCGAUCGCAUCGCCUCACUCGAUCGCAUCCGCCAGGCUGAAGCCCUUGUUCUCGGAAAAGUUCGUUUUUUCCGCCGUCGCCCGCCUCGAAUCGGAACCCUCGUGCGCCGCCACGCUACCGUACGCCGACGCCACAGGCGUUUCCAAGUACUUCGCCGUCGGCGAUCCACGUGGCGUCACCUACGUGCUUUCUUCUGUCGGCGAGGUCGUUCUCGAGGUUCCCGCCGUCUCGGACUCUCCGGUGACUGCGAUCCUUUCGUAUGCUUCGGCUUCCAGAAAGAACGAGAGUCUUCUCUUCACUGGUCACGCUGAUGGAUCGAUCGCGGCUCAUAAGGUCUCGGAGUCGAACGUUGGAGGUCUGCUGAGGUUGGUUAUGGUUGGGUCUCGGCCGUUUGUUCGGGGGAGCCGAGAUCUCGAUUCGCCGCCGGUGGUUGUUCUUGAGCUGCACCAGAUUGGGAGGACGAGGUACAUUGUUGUUGCUGAUGGUGGUGGGAGAAUUAGGGUUUUUACGGAGAAUGCUGGGACUUUGUAUGGGACGGCAAUCACAUCGUCUAGGCCGCUGGCCUUCAUGAAGCAGAGGCUACUGUUCUUGACGGAGACUGGUGCUGGAUCACUGGACCUCAGGUCGAUGGUGAUCAAAGAGAGCGAGUGUGAGGGUUUGAAUGGUUCACUUGCCAAAGGUUAUGUUUUUGAUGGGUCUGAAAGGGCCAAGGCAUACGGUUUCACUUUGGAAGGUGACCUUAUCCAUGUUGUACUCUUGGGGGAUACCGGCAACCUCAAGUGUAGGGUUCGUUCCAUCCGGAAGUCUGAGAUUGAUAGUGGACCUGUUUCGAUACAGGCAAUCAGAGGGUACCUUCUUGCUGUAACUCAAGACAAGAUCUAUGUGUACAACGUCUCUUCUCAGUAUUAUGGCAGAGUUGGAGCACCUCGGCCUCUGUUUCUUUCCACCUUCCAAGAGAUCAGGUCAACGUUCUUGAAUACUGAUUCUAUAACUGAUGGGUUCUCAUCGCCAAACCCUCUCAUUGCUACAGAUCGUGAAAAGCUUGUAGUGUUGGGGCUCGGUGGUGGGUAUAUUGGUAUAUACCGGUCAAACUUCCCAGUGUUCAAGUCUGAGAGCAAUGCUGUGUUUUGGACUGUCCCUCUUCUCCUCUUUCUCUUGUUUUUAAUUGGAAUUUGGCAGUUCUAUGUAAAGAAGAAGGAUUCCCUUGGUUGGACACCUGAGGAGGCUUUCAAUCCCACCACUGCAUCAUCUGGGAGCCUUUUGGUUCCUGGUCCUGGUGAGAGAGCAUUCGGGGAUGUAUCACGAGGUGGUGACUUUCGGGAACUAAGAGGAAGUGGCCUCAGAGGCCCUUCUAGAACUUCUAGGUAUGCUGGAGGAUCUUCAAUUCCAUUUAGGCCUUCUUCUUCAGAUGCUGCUUUUAGGGGCACUGCAGAUUUGAAAUAUAGAGCGCAGAAUCUCGACACUCCUCCUGGCUUCCCUGCAAGAAGAGAACCCUUGUUUCCAAAUGCCCAAGUUGUAGAUGAACACGUCGAUUGAGUUUUCUAAUGCACUUUGAGGUCUUCCACCAUUCGAUCUUUGGUUGGCCUAGCAUGCCUUCGUUGGGGGUUCUAUGCUUCUGAUGGAUUUUGUUGUAAUUUUAGAAACACUGUAAGAGAAUUCACUGUAACACUUCUGAACUGUGAAGCAAGAUAGAGAUGAUAUGGAUUAGCUCAUUUUGUAUUAUUUAACACUUGCCAAGGUAAUGUUAUGGACCACAACAUGAAUUAAGGGAUUCUUUUAACUUAUU
Messenger RNA from Asparagus officinalis (garden asparagus), 2230 nucleotides. RefSeq lists its product as uncharacterized. Lineage: Eukaryota; Viridiplantae; Streptophyta; Magnoliopsida; Asparagales; Asparagaceae. The record is from RefSeq and is a predicted model, not a curated record. Gene Ontology annotation, molecular function: protein binding. Bases 211 to 1980 code for a protein of 589 amino acids. The transcript is spliced from 2 exons.